Messenger RNA from Zea mays, 3415 nucleotides. Its product is annotated as endonuclease MutS2. NCBI's taxonomy places the organism in Eukaryota, Viridiplantae, Streptophyta, Magnoliopsida, Poales, Poaceae. The record is from RefSeq and is a predicted model, not a curated record. Gene Ontology annotation, biological process: negative regulation of DNA recombination; mismatch repair. Gene Ontology annotation, molecular function: ATP binding; endonuclease activity; ATP hydrolysis activity.
GACUAUGUGUUGUGUGGGUUUCCAAAUCGUCGAAUUCCUUCUGAGCACUUCCAUUUCGUUGAAGCCCACCGUGCCGUGUUUUAUAAUGUAAAAAUCUCCUUUGGAUAAGGUCGGUGGGAAGCAGUCCUUCGGUGUGGACCUCCCUCCGUCUCCCGGGCGGAAGCGGAAGUAAGCGAACGGGGCAUCCACGUCCGCCAUCCAUGGCUGCCACAGAUCCCACGUCGUCAGCAGCCGCGACGGCUCACAGCGGCGGCCACCGAAGCCUCCUCCUACAACCUACCAUCUCGCUCCUCACCGGAGGCGCCGGAGACCAGGCAGAUACGCCUGGAGACGGAGUCAGCACUGGAGUGGGGCGGCGUGUGCGAGCGGCUGGCCCACUUCACCGCCACGCUGCGGGCCGCGCCGCCUGCGAGGGAGGGCGCGUCCCCGUCGGGCGGAGCCGGGAGGAGAGCGAGAGGCUGAUCGACCAGACGGCGGCGGCGGUGCUGCUUCCGACGCCGCUCGAUUUCGGCGGCGUCGAGGACGUGUCCGCGCUCGUCGCUGCGGCGGUCGCGGGCCGCGCGCUGGCGGUGAGGGAGCUUUGCGCAGUUGGGCGCAGCAUCCGUGCCGUGCGGGCAGUGUUCCACCAGUUGAAGAGGCUUGCCGAUGAAAUGCCGGAUGGAAGGUACUCUUCUCUUGUAGAUAUACUACAAGGUUGUGACUUCUUAACUGAGCUUGUUCAAAGGAUAGAGUUUUGCCUUGAUUCCACCCUUUCUCUUGUCCUGGAUCGGGCAAGCAAAAAACUAGAGAUAAUCCGCCGAGAAAGGAGGAGGAACAUCGAAAUGUUAGAAUCUCUACUAAAAGAUACAGCUGCAAAGAUUUUUCUAGCAGGUGGGAUUGAUAACCCUCUGGUCACCAAGCGCCGUUCUAGGAUGUGUGUUGGUGUGAAAGCUUCACACAAGCAUUUGAUGCCUGGUGGAAUCGUUCUAAGUUCCAGUGGCUCUGGCGCAACAUACUUUAUGGAGCCACAGGAUGCUGUUGAGCUCAACAACAGGGAAGUUAAACUCUCAGGAGAGGAGAGAGCAGAGGAACUGGUAGUAUUGAGCUUGCUUACCUCAAUGAUUGCAGACUCCCAACUGAAGAUCAGAAAUUUGAUGGACAAUGUUUUGGAAUUGGACCUUGCUUGUGCUAGAGGGUCGUAUGCCCUAUGGACAAACAGUGUCAGACCAACCUUCACUGAUAGUUAUACCAUUAGCCAAUCAGACCAGUGCAAUGACUAUUCAAUUUAUAUUGAGGGCAUUCGCCAUCCUCUUCUACUUGAACAGUCUCUUAUGGCAGAAGAAUCAACUACAGAAGCAUCUGAAAUGCCUGUUCCAUUGGACAUGUGGGUAAAAAAGAAUGCAAGGAUAGUUGUGAUCUCUGGACCUAACACUGGAGGCAAAACUGCCACUAUGAAGACCUUGGGGCUGUCCUCGCUUAUGUCAAAAGCUGGUAUAUUCUUCCCAGCCAAAGGAAGGCCUAGGAUUCCAUGGUUCGAUCAGGUUCUUGCAGAUAUUGGUGAUCACCAGUCGCUGGAGCACAGCCUCUCUACAUUCAGUGGGCACAUAUCACGUCUGCGCAAGAUUGUAGAAAUGGUAUCAAAAGAUUCUCUAGUUCUAAUUGAUGAGAUUGGCAGCGGCACUGAUCCAGCUGAAGGUGUAGCUCUUUCAACCAGCAUUUUGAAGUAUCUUGCAAGUAGAGUGAAUUUAGCAAUUGUGACAACUCAUUAUGCUGAUCUAAGUCGGCUCCAGUCAGUUGACAACCGAUUCGAGAAUGCUGCAAUGGAAUUUUGUGUAGAAACUCUACAACCAACAUACCGAAUCUUAUGGGGCAGUACUGGUAAUUCCAAUGCACUUAGCAUUGCAAAGUCAAUUGGUUUUGAUCAAAAAGUGCUUGAUCGCGCACAAGAAUGGGUUGAGAAACUACUGCCUGAUAAGCAAAAGGAGCGGCAAGGUUUACUUUAUGAUUCUCUCGUUGAUGAAAAAGAACUUUUGGAAUCCCAGGCAAAUGAAGCUGCAUCUGUUCUUUCACAGGUUGAGGGGUUGUACAAUGAGAUUCGCUUGGAAGCUGAUGAUCUCGAAAGCAGAGUAGCUGCAUUGAGAGCAAGAGAGACCCAAAAGGUACAACAGGAAUUGAAGGUUGUGAAGUAUCGGAUGGACACCAUAAUCAAGAACUUUGAAGCUCAGCUAAAGAAUUCAAAACUUGAACAAUACAAUUCGCUAAUGAGGAAAGCAGAGGCUGCCACUGCUUCCGUGGUUGCCGCUCAUCAGCCAAGCGAAAUAGCUUUCGAUGAUGACGAUGAAAACCGGAUCUCGUUCGUCUCACAAGUUGGAGACAAAGUGUAUGUUCAAGGGCUGGGAGGAGAAACGAUGGCUACCGUUGUCGAAACUCUCGGAGAAGAUGAGAGUUGUAUGGUUCAAUACGGAAAGAUAAAGGUUCGAGUCAAGAGAAGCAGGAUAAAACUGGUUCAAAGAGGCACAAAUAACGAGGCAACAACUUCCUCUUCUGUAAAAGCAAAGGGCCGAACACCGAAGCAGCGAUCGGCAACGACGACGGACGUCUCCUUCGGCCCCGUGGUGCAGACGUCCAAGAACACGGUGGAUCUGCGCGGUAAGCGGGUCAGCGAGGCGGCCUUCGAGCUCCGCAUGGCCGUCGACGCGUGCAGGCCGUACCAGGUGCUGUUCGUGGUCCAUGGCAUGGGCACCGGGGCGGUGAAGGACUGCGCCAUUGACGUCCUCCGGAAGCACCCUCGCGUGGCCAGGUUCGAGGACGAGAGCCCUCUCAACUACGGCUGCACCGUCGCCUACAUCCAGUGAACGGGUGGGUACAGACAGACUGUUUGGAACUGAACGCAGACAUUUCAGUACAGAAAUCAGUUUGGUUUUGCCUUGCCUACCAGCUCCCAGCGUGUCCUUGUCACAGACUCACAGUUGCGGAAUGCCAGUUGGGUGAGCUUUUUGCUAGUAGCUGAUCUGCGGGUGGAUCGGAUAAAUGGCCUUGGCAGUUGUGAUCAGUUCGGCCGGCGUCCUAUGCAUUGGCAUCGCAAAAUCACCAGCGGAAGCAAGGUGUGCGUGCACAUGCGCGCCUCUUCUUUCCAGCAGGAUUUUGUGUGGCGAGGGCUGAUGUGGCCAGGUUCGAGCCACGAGAGACAAAAUACUUGUGGCUCGUCAACUCGUUCUCGACUUGUUUUAGUUUUGUCACAAGUUAAGCUAGUAUCUUGGCUCGGUUUGUUACAAGCCAGCUCGAGUUAAGCUUGUUAGCUCGAAUGAUCUAGCAUUUGUAAGCAAAACAAAAGGCAUUCACAGAUGAACUAAUAAGUGAUAAACUGUAUUAAUUAGAUGUUGUAUUCAUGUGUUAUAUGAAAUUAUGAGUACUAUUACUCUUUUCGAGUGUUAAA